AUAUCAAUGAGAUGGAGCUGCGCAUAGAUUUCUAGGUUUUCCUCUCGCGGCGCUGCGACAAACCGAAGCGCAUUUUGGAGGCGAUCGAUCGAUCCAGCGCCGAAUGCGCGUGCCGACCGAGGCAGGAGUGGAUGAAUGGCUCCAAAGUUUGGCGAUCGCUAAGGCGGAGCUCCAUCCCAUCCCUCUUCUCUCGUCGCGAAGAAGAUGCGGGCUCUCUCGGAGUCGCCUCCAGAUCAUGGAGGACGCCAGCGGUUUCUUCCAGCAACCAGUUCGUCACACUCGCCACAGAUGGCUCUCAUACUCGCAUUUGCGAUCGGUGGCGGAGUCACUCUCCUGGUGGUGUUCAUCGUCAGCGUCCUCUUUCUCUACUACCGAUUCAAGUCGAGCAAGACCAGCCCCUUCGAUCCAGCAACAGUUCCUCGCCUCCAAAAGUUCUCCUACCGAGAGCUCAAGGCCGCCACAGGCUCGUUUAGCAUCGAGAACAAGCUCGGGCAAGGGGGGUUUGGGCCGGUGCACAAGGGAGUUCUAAGGAAUGGCCAGGUGGUGGCAGUCAAGAGCUUGGAUUCGGCAUCGCUCCAGGGGGAGAAAGAGUUCCAGAACGAGAUGGCAGUGAUAGGCAGUAUCAGGUGUUCUCACAUUGUCGGAUUGAUGGGCUACUGCGCCGAGCGGAAGAAGAGGCUGCUGGUCUACGAGUACAUGGCCAACCGGAGCUUGCAGGAGGCCCUCUUCCACGACGGCUACCCAGUGGAGCUGGACUGGAAGAUGCGCUACAAGGUGAUCCUCGACAUCGCCCAAGCGCUCGCCUUCCUCCACUUUCGGUGCGAGCCGCCAAUCAUCCACGGCGACAUCAAGCCCAGCAACGUUCUUCUGGACGACAAGCUUUGCGCCAGGCUUGCCGACUUCGGACUGGCCAGAGUUAAGACGGAGGCGGCCCCAGACGUCCGGAGCGAGGACGUUCUUCUUAAUGGCGAGGCCGCGCAGGAUCACGACAGGGUGAAGGUGGAAAGAUUUGUGAGGGACAGCGAGAAGUGGCAUCACAAGAAGAAGAUGAGGAAGGAUGCCCUCAGCAAGAAGAAGCGCUUGUCGGCGGGGAGUAGCGUGAGAGGGGCUCCACAACACCCAGUGGCUAGCGGCAUUGAUGACAAGCAGCAACAGUCAGGGGGAUUCGAAGGAGGCGAGGAAGGUGUCAAGGCUCAGCUUCCUCCUGCGGCAGCUAAAGUUGUGGAAACGAUGGUUGUUGACCAAACCGUGGAGAAGAGCGCUGGAGGAAUGAGGGAGGAGGAGGAGGAGGUGGGAUUUUCUUUCCAUAAUGAGAGCGCAGCAGCAGCAGCAGCAGCAGCAGCAGCGGACAACACACCGCCACCACCAUCAAGCCCUCGAGUUGAUGGCGCUUGCUGGAAAGUGGAAAGCCGACGAUCUCUAGGGGCCGAUAGAAAUGAAGAUGGGACCAGCCAAGUCGUCUCUAGUCCAGCAGCUGCGAGUGACAAUAUUAAUGUUGGUCACAGGAGGGAGAGGAGGAAAAGCACAGAGUGGUGGUGGAAGCAGCAAGACGAGCGGGACGAGACCAACGCGAUUGUCAAGGACUACACGGUGGAUUGGCUCUCGUGCCAGGUGAAGAGUGGGCGAUCCAGGAGCAGGGACUGGGGCGACGCGAGCGUCGGAAACUCCUUCCAGGGGAAGAACAGCGUUCGAGAAUGCUCAAGGAGCCGGAUCCAAGCCAUGAGAACGUUCCAGCUCUCAAUCUUCGGUAAGUGCUUUCCAUUCAAGCACGGGAUCCGCCAGCGAUGGAAGAGAAAGAAAAAGCAGCACAGGAGCAGGGACGUGAGUGGAAAUCUUACCAAGAGCAGGGAAUGGUGGAGAGAGGAAUACCUCGAGGACCUGUGCAACAAGAGCAGGGAGCUCAAAGGCGGCAAGAAGAUGUCCUCGCAGAGCCGGAGCCGCGACUUGUCUUCGUGUAGCUUCGACUUUAGCGGCGAUCUCUCGAGCAAAUACCAGCACCAGCCGCAGGGUGGAGGAGGAGGAGGCCGAGAGUGGUGGAGUGGCGACUUACUCCACUGGAUCCACAGGCGGGGUGACUCCGGGACGAUCGACUUUAGCGGCGAGCUCAACAGCUUCAGCCGCGAGCUCCGCUCCAGGGAGAGAACUCUGAGCCGGGAGAGAUGGAGCGGCGAGCUGGGGAGCCGCGGGGCAGUGAGCAGCACGACGAGCAUGCGAGGGACGGUGUGCUACGCGGCGCCCGAGUAUGGCGGCGCCGGGAUCCUGUCCGAGAAGAGCGACGUCUACAGCUUUGGAGUGCUGGUGCUGGUGAUCGUGGCGGGGCGGAGGCCGCUCCAGGUGGUGUCACCGAGCGUGGAAUUCGAGCGCGCCAAUCUCACGUCGUGGGCGAGGCACCUGGUUCACAACGGGGACGUGCUGGAGCUCGUGGAUCCAUCGCUGCGAGGGGAGUUCUCGCGCGAGCAGGCGGCGCUGUGCAUCAUGGUGGCGCUCCAGUGCAUCCAGCGGCUGCCGGCGUCGCGGCCGUCCAUGGCGGAGGUCGUCCGCGUCGUGUCGGGCGAGGCGCAGCUCCCGCCGCUGGAGCUCUUCUCGCCAUCGCCGCAGAAGAUCCAAGAGCACCACACCGUGGAGCUCCCUCUCCUUGUGCCCUAAAAAUGUAAAGGCGAAGUUAUCCUUUAAGUUAAAGUUGUUAAUAAUCCUUUAGUGGGGAUUAAAUUAGGUCAGUUGUUAAUCAAUUUUAAUUCUUAUAACUUCA
Selaginella moellendorffii is the source of this 2749-nucleotide messenger RNA. Its product is annotated as putative receptor-like protein kinase At1g80870. The transcript has 2 exons. The record is from RefSeq and is a predicted model, not a curated record. Bases 205 to 2646 code for a protein of 813 amino acids. NCBI's taxonomy places the organism in Eukaryota, Viridiplantae, Streptophyta, Lycopodiopsida, Selaginellales, Selaginellaceae. Gene Ontology annotation, biological process: protein phosphorylation. Gene Ontology annotation, molecular function: ATP binding; protein kinase activity.